Molecule: messenger RNA, 2822 nt
Organism: Eleginops maclovinus (Patagonian blennie)
Lineage: Eukaryota; Metazoa; Chordata; Actinopteri; Perciformes; Eleginopidae
Product: seipin-like
Exons: 1
Coding region: 291-1574 (427 amino acids)
Biological process (GO): lipid storage; lipid droplet organization
Cellular component (GO): endoplasmic reticulum membrane
Source: RefSeq, a predicted model, not a curated record
CAGCUUCCGGUUCAUGGGGUCAUGUUUUGAGUACAGAAGAAGCUAUGUUUAAAGGCUAGCUAAGUUGCUAACGAGCGUAGACACUCACCAAGCGAGUCUAGGAGACGACAUAAACGUGUCACCUUUCGGAGUAGUGGAGAUUUUGCUAGGCAACGUUAGUUUACUUACAUUGUUAAACAAUCUAGCUUAAAAAGAAACUCGGACCUGCGCUGAGUGAGUGUGUUGUUAGUUGAGCAGACAUGGUAGGCUGGAGAUAAGCGAUUACAGUUUCGGAGGGGAGACGCCUACCGAUGAAUGAAUAUAAAGACCCACCAAGGAGGCAGCAGCAGACAAAGGGGCUCGAAGGAGAAACACCAGCACAAUCAAGGACCCGAUCACGGUCCGGACCAGACACGAUGGGUGCUACGAUGGGACCGGUGCUACAUUGGAUGCAGGAUGUUGCAGCUGUGACUCUCCUCAAAGCCCGGCGGACACUAUUUCAGGCUGCCAUCCUCUUCUGUGCUCUGUUCCUGCUACUUUGGGUGUCCAUCUUUCUUUAUGGAAGCUUCUACUACUCAUACAUGCCCACUGUGAGCUUCUCCACCCCUGUGCACUUCUACUACACUUCUGAUUGUGAUCCUUCAGAGUCCACACUCUGUUCAUUCCCCAUGGCCAACAUCUCCUUCAUGAAGAACGAGAAGGACCAAGUGAUGGCUAACGGUCAGCCUUAUCGGGUGUCUUUAGAGUUAGAGAUGCCAGAGUCUCCUGUGAACGAACACUUAGGAAUGUUCAUGGUCAAGAUGUCUUGCUACGCCAAGGGUGGGAAGAUUGUCUCAUCAGUGGGUCGAUCUACAAUGCUGCAUUACCGCUCCAGCCUUCUGCAGAGCCUGGGCACUUUACUGUUCUCCCCUUUCCUUCUGACUGGCAUGACUGAGCAGAAGCAGCUCAUAGAGGUCGAGCUCUUCUCAGACUACAAGACAAAUGCUUAUCAACCCUCUGUCGGUGCAGUCAUUGAGAUCCAGUCCAAACGAGUGCAGAUCUACUCAUCUCAACUCCGUAUCCAUGCUUUCUUCACUGGUAUAAGAUAUGUUCUGUACAACUUCCCCCUGACAUCUGCAGUCAUUGGCGUGGCCACCAACUGUGCCUUCCUUAGUGCCAUUGUGCUGUUCAGCUACCUGCAGUUUAUCUGGGGUGGGAUCUGGCCUCCAGAGCAAGUUAGAGUCAGGGUUAUGAUGGGAGACAACACCCGCAUCCAGCAGAGGAGAGAGGAGGCUCGGAAGCGCAUGGAGAAGGAACAUUCACAGAAGGAACUCUGUUCUCCCCAAGUGAUUGGUUCUGUGAAUGAGGCCUCUGAUUUUCAGGGAAAUGACACAGUGGUGGAAGCAUCGCCAAAAGAACCCCCAGAAAUCCCAGGAAACCCAGAUGCCUCAGGGUCUGAUGUUCCGGACACCAAGGAGAAAGAGUCAGAGGAAGGGUCUCAUGACUCUAAGGUGUCUGAGGAAGAAGACAGCUCAGAUGGGUUGGAGGGAUGUCAGCUGCCUCCACAGGGUGAGACCACCCUGCGACAGAGACCUGGACCAUGGAUGAGCCUGUAACCAACACCGCUGGAGACAACUUAAGCACCAAUAGUAUAUGCUCCAUGUUGCAUCACUCUUCUGCAAACCCACUGAUGAGUCGGCAUAGAUGCAGAUGCAUGAUAAAUUAAUACCUGUGUUGUUAUAGCUAACAAAUGAAUGCUUAUUGUCUUGUGUUGAGAAUUCUUUACCUCAUUGCAACUUUGAGUUCUUUUAAAUUCUUUCUGCUUAUGUGUACAGCACUUCUAAAGUCCUAUGUUUUUCAUGAAGCAUCUUUCUUUUCAUGAAGCCUAUAGCAGGAGAUACCACAUUCCAUUGUCCCUUGUAAUGCCUACAGGAAUGUGGCAUUACUAUUUAGUUGUUACACAAAUAUUUUAAUUACAUUUGAAUUUAAAGUCAGUUGAACCUGCCCAAGUUUUACUGCUUCAAUGUCUGAACGCACUGUAUUACCAGGUCAAACAUCCGUAGACUGGGUUGUAAUGUAGCUGCAGCGUACUUGAAAGGCACGUUUAAGUUUGGUGAUUGAAUGAAAGAAUGUUGCACACCCUUUUGGAGUAUCUAGACAAACCAAGCCUUGUGAUACUUUUUCACAGAGGCUCUCUCAGACCAAUUAGAUUUAGAAAAUGAUCCCAUAAAGUGUUUUUCUUUUAAUAUCUUCCUUUGAAAAUGUGUGCAAUGGGUCCGGGCUGAGGUAGAUAAAGAACAUGUUUUGAUUCAAUAUAUAUUUUAAGCUUGGUGUUCAAAAUGUCAUCAUCAUUACUGUGUUUACAGUAUAUGUUACAGUGCAGUUUAAACCUUGCAAUUCAUGGUUGGGGAAAUGGUAAUUAUUUAUAUGGAUCUUUUAAAUAAUAUAUAUCUGUCAAUUAACCAUGUUUUUAUUUAACAUUAAGGAACAGCAUGUAAAUUAACUUUUUUGAAAUACUGGUUGUUAGAGCGAAUAAAGUGAAGGUGAUGCAAGAAUUUUUGGAUUAUAGCUCAGCCUCCAUGUGUGAAACCUACACUUAAGGGGAGUAUAUGGUUUAAGCAAAUGUAUUUGAGAGUUUGAGUUAAGUUAUGUUUACACAGGAUUUUGAACCAAAGAUAUUGUAAAAUAUGAUAUACUCAUUGUAAGUCAAUUUGGAUUGUGUCAUGAAGAAUAUCCUUGCAAAUUACCUAAAGUUAUAAUGUCUCUACGUGCUUGUGUUGAAUAAUCAACAAUUAACUUUCUUGAUUGUCUCUUGUUUAUGUUUGGGUGACAUCCCUGUCAAACAAUAAAGCCGCUUCAAAAUA